Messenger RNA from Aspergillus neoniger CBS 115656, 2274 nucleotides. RefSeq lists its product as uncharacterized. The record is from RefSeq and is a predicted model, not a curated record. The transcript has 2 exons. Lineage: Eukaryota; Fungi; Ascomycota; Eurotiomycetes; Eurotiales; Aspergillaceae. Bases 1 to 2274 code for a protein of 757 amino acids.
AUGGCGGAACUCACAGUGGGAUAUGUUUCUGGCAUCAUUGCCGCUGGCGUGUUUCUGGAUACCGCUGCCAGCACAGGCGUCAGCAAACGAAUCCUCACUUAUUCCUGGCUUCAGUUGAUCGCAGCUGUACUUGUAUCAAUUACCGGAAUCGUCACCCCUCUUGGCCUCUACGACACAAUCGGUCCCCAGGACAACCCCACAGACGUUCUCUUCCACUACGCGCCUGAUACAUCAGCCUUCGGGAAGGCAACCCCUAGUAGGGAUGGAUAUAAAUCGCUUCGCAUGUGUUAUGCAGAUGAGGAUCCCGACACCCCAGAGGGCUGUCCCGGCGCACCACCAAAUCGGGAGGACAUGGACGACAUCACUGAAGCCUAUUCCGUUUGGCCUAGCAGUAUCAGCCUGUUUACGAGCGGAAACGUGUCAGCGACAGUCUCCAGCGUGUUCGAUGUCCAGUGGCGGUCGUUUCGUUCCUCAACGCAUAUAGUACCAGGCGCUAGCCCUACAGGGAGUGUAUUCUCUCAGGGAUAUUAUCGACAGAUUUCCCAGCUGAUCUUGGAUGAGGACUUGUUGGCUGUUGAGGGUUUAAUCGUGGAUAGCAAGGCUGGACGGAUCGGUUUCCGCAAUCAUACUAUUCCUGCAAACCUGCCCAUGGGGGCUGAGUGGACAGAGGAUAUCCUGUUCAUAGAACCCGAAAGCCGCUGUGUCAACACUAAUCUGACAGUGGAUUACAACUACGAUCACCAGGCACAAUUUAGCAGCUUCAGUACCGACAACAUGUAUAAUACCGAUCUUCGAAACUUAGCUCUUGUCGACCGCGGUGGUUUCGUCAACCUACAUCAUGAAAGAUACGAUAUCAAUGCUUCCAAUUUCCAGGAGAAUGCUGCACUGUACGAACGUGCCUACAAUGCCGCAUGGAGACACAACAUGCUCAUAAUGCAGUACUUCAACGUGACAACCAACGGAUCAGAUGGACGCGUACCAUUCGAGUAUAUGCACUCAGAGUUGGGAAAGAGGUUCAGCCUGGCAAACAUUUCGACUAAUUUCGUCGAGCCGAUGACUGUCCAAACAGACUCCGGGUACGGUAGUUUUCUUGACCUUCAAGACGGCUUUAACUUGGGAACCAACUAUUCGAUCCCUCAGUCCAAGAAUCCACUAAACCUCAGCACCUAUGAUGUCUACGCCAUCGGCAGUGAAGCCUGUCAUUACCCUUCCGAUACGGCUCUAUCAGACAUGUCAUUCGUCGGCGUAGCCUGCGGUACUAUUUUCGCCGCUCCUCGGAGACUCGACGGUGACCCGCUCAUCCCAGACACAAACAGCACCUGGAGCACCCCGCUCUAUUCCUGCGCAGCGGCGACCAAGGCGGCUGUUCGCGAGGUCACUUUUCGGUUCAACGGUACUGGGGGCCUAGACAAACUAGUCAUCCAGAGCAUCAACGCAAAGAAAUACAAAGACCCCUCUGAGCUUCCUCUCUGGGGCGUCGAGCGACUGACGAACCACACCAUGCUAAAUGUGCGCCCUCUAUGGGGCCUCGUCUCACCCGAAGUCGGCGCUCGCGACGACAUCUCCACCGUGCAAAGAGACUACCUCUGGCUGCCCGGCUACACGGACCUCCUCACAUCUGACACCUUAGCCGGCGAGCCAAGCAUGCCCGGAAACCUAUUCUACACACAGCGACUCCUCUCCCUAUUUGACAUCACGACUCUCGACGAAGCAACCUCCCGAUACACAGGAUCCGGUGACUUAGCUCUAUACAACCGCUGGUAUGAACUGUCUUCCUCCGCCAGCGGCGUCGAGAAAAUGCUCGGGCUUAUAUGGACCGACAUGUCCGCUAAUACUAUUGUCGGCACGCGUGGAUGGCAUAACGCUCCAAGUCAAACUUCCAACAAUAGAAAAUUGGCGAAGCGAGAUGCGGGAGGGGUCAGCGUGCCGGUGACGCUGUGGUCAAGGAACAUAAAAUACCACGUUCCCUAUGCCAUUCCAGCAUUUAUUGUUCUUGCUCUUGCUCUUGCACUCGCGGGACUCACGUUCUGUCUUCUUAUUUCUCGCCGGACGGGUCUGCGACAGAUGCGGUCUUAUCUAGCUCGUACCUCGCCGGGUAGAAUUCUUGGAACUGGGCUUCAUCCGGAUCAGGCCGGUGUCCUUGCGUCUACCAAGGCUUGGAUUCAACAGGUGGGUGUGCGUAAGGCUACUCUGCCGGGGCAGAAGGAGGAUGGGACUAUCCCGUUGUUGGAUAUCCCUGCUGCUACUGAGGAGGGGAGUCGAGAUCGGAAGUAA